UUUCAGCCAACCCGGAGUUACGUUAUAAAAAUGAAGUUGAUUUCAGCACUUCACACUCAACUCAAAAAUCUAAGCAAGGAAAAUCAUUAGAUUCCGCUUCUCUGUGGCGAGGAACAAUCAACGAUGGCAUCAGAUCCGAAAUCUCACACAUUUGAGGAAGUCGCCAAGCACAAUAAGACUAAGGAUUGCUGGCUGAUUAUCAGCGGAAAGGUUUAUGAUGUGACCCCAUUCAUGGAGGAUCAUCCCGGAGGUGAUGAAGUUCUGCUAUCGGCCACUGGAAAAGACGCAACCAACGACUUUGAAGAUGUUGGGCACAGUGAUUCUGCUCGGGAGAUGAUGGACCAGUACUUGAUCGGGGAGAUAGACAUGGCAACGGUUCCCCUGAAACGAAGCUACGUUCCUCCAGAGCAACCAUCGUACAAUCCAGACAAGACUCCAGAGUUUGUGAUCAAGAUCCUGCAGUUUCUCGUGCCUCUCCUGAUAUUGGGACUGGCGUUUGCUGUCCGAGUCUACACCAAAGAGAAAUGAGGGGUUCGAAUUGCGGAUUUGCAUUGCAGCUGUUGGUUAAAUUUCCUAAUUUUGAUUGUCUGUAGAACUAGUUCAUGCUGGAUUCGAGAUGAGAUUAUCAGGUUGGACUGCUAUGUUGUAAGACUAUUGCUUUGUGUUGUUUGUGGAAAACGGCUCUUAAAGGCUUUAUGCUCAA
This is a messenger RNA of Salvia hispanica, 703 nucleotides long. Its product is annotated as cytochrome b5-like. NCBI's taxonomy places the organism in Eukaryota, Viridiplantae, Streptophyta, Magnoliopsida, Lamiales, Lamiaceae. The record is from RefSeq and is a predicted model, not a curated record. Gene Ontology annotation, cellular component: membrane; intracellular membrane-bounded organelle. Gene Ontology annotation, molecular function: heme binding.